AAUUCACUGUUUUUAAUUGAUCAAAAUGUCUAAUUCCAAAUGGCAAGCACGUCGGGAUAAAAUCAGAGAGUCAUUUGGCUUGCCCAAAUUUAGCAGAGACAGUGAAGAAUCACAACAGCCAGAAUCGAGAUCAGAGAAUCGGUCAGAGCACAGUACGACCGGCCCCACACAGUCUGAUCCAGAUAUGGAGACGGAAUUGGGACCGUAUUAUUUAGAUGGAGACAUGCCGAGUUAUAACUUUAUUGGUAAAUUGGCCAGACAAUGUUUGGUAAAUGGUUAUAAAUUGGGCACUUGGCGUUUCGACUGCACUUCUGGGUUGGGCGACGAUUACAAAUUGUAUAGUUUUGGGGCUGGAAAACCCGAUUCUAAAGCUGUUGUGGGAGGUAUUGAAUUUAGCGAACAGUUUGGUAUGUUCCAUUUGUCGCAGGCGUUCAGAACCGACGGCUUAUUUGGUACACUCGGUAUGCGUAGUGAAAUUUUUGGCGGUUUGGGGCUGUCUAUGCUUCGGGCGAUUUACAAUCACGACGAGGAGAACAAAGACGAUAGGCUGACGCUUGAGGUGCAGGCCGCUUUAGAGUUUGAUCCAUUCAAGAUUGAACUGAUCGCUCCACUUAUAAAUGGUUCGCUGGUGUCGGCCUAUACCUAUUAUGAGCAUCCGUCCGAAAUAUUUAUAUGUUCCGUGGGAGCGGUUGUCGAUGUUCCCAAAUUGGAGGUGAAUUGGCAUGAAUUCGGUGUGGGGAUUCGAAGUGAACAAGAUUACACUGAAAUCGGUCUAAAGCUAGAGAACUUCAAGAAUAUUAAAGGAUCUAUAUUGCAGCGCAUAAGCGAGAACAUUGUGCUUGCUGUGAUGGCCAGAAUGACUGAAUGGGAGAAUCUGAAAGUUACCAUAGGCGGUCAGUACGAGAUAGAUGAUGAAAGAAUCAUUAAAGCGAGAAUAUGCAGUACUGGUUAUAUGGGAAUAGUUUACCAAGCCGAGCUUACCGAGAAUAUCCAAUUCAUGACUCACGUCGGAUUUAACGUGAAGCACCCUGUUGAUGGAAAUCAUACAUUUGGUGUGGCAUGUAAUUUAAGUUGCUAAUGGGAAACAUUUUCAAUUUUAAUAUUAAUUUACAAACGGGUAAAAUUGU
Molecule: messenger RNA, 1127 nt
Organism: Drosophila navojoa
Lineage: Eukaryota; Metazoa; Arthropoda; Insecta; Diptera; Drosophilidae
Product: voltage-dependent anion-selective channel
Biological process (GO): monoatomic anion transmembrane transport
Cellular component (GO): mitochondrial outer membrane
Molecular function (GO): voltage-gated monoatomic anion channel activity
Source: RefSeq, a predicted model, not a curated record